AUGGUCUACGUCGAUAACACUGGUUCGGUUCGUGACCAACGACCAAUAUGGACACCAAGUGGACUUUAUUAUUUAAUUGUUUCAUUUUUCAAUUUUAUUAUAUUAUUUUUUCGUUCAUUGGUUGAUCCAACUUUGACUAAAUAUGGAAGAAAUGUGGAAUCAACUAAUUAUCGUACCGGUGGUGGCGGUGGUGGCGGUGGUGGCGGUGGUGGAGGUAGAGGAGGUCGAUUCGAUCGACCUCCUAAUGCACGACCAGGACGACGUAUGGGUGGAUUUGGUGGUACAGGUGGAGGUCCCGGUUGUGCACCAAUGGCUGGCGGAUGA
Messenger RNA from Rotaria sp. Silwood1, 324 nucleotides. NCBI's taxonomy places the organism in Eukaryota, Metazoa, Rotifera, Eurotatoria, Philodinida, Philodinidae. The record is from the annotation of a GenBank genome assembly.